AUGCCAUUGAACUUCUUCACCCCCUCCUACGGCACCUCCUUCGCCGGCCUGCGCCCCUCCGUUGUCAACGCUGGGGUCGUCGCUGCAGGUGCCGGCGCUGUCGCCCUCCAACCCUUCCUCCCUCCUGGUCCAGGCACGGGCCGCGCCAACCCCUUCCUCAUGGGUAGGGGCCGCUUCAAGCGCCUCCUCGCGUUCUCUGGACUGUUUGCCCUCAUCGGGCUCGCUUUUGCGCUUCGGUACCGCCCUUCGAUCACGAACGUGAACACGGCUGGUGAUUCUGCUACCGAGGCUUCUGUUGUUCAAGAGGACGUGGUUGUUGUGCCGUUCGAUGAGCCCUCUGUCGCGGACCCUGUCGCGGAAGAUGUCCUGGACGUCGUCGAUGCCGAGAUCUUUGAGCCUCCGCUCCCAGUCGUGGUGCUGCCGCCUCCACCACCGCCCGCGGACAGUACUACCUUCACGGGAAUCCCCACCCCAACUGUCAACGAGGAAGCUGCUCCAGGAGAAGGAGAAACCAGUUAUGCCAUCUGCGGCGCGGCAGCAUGCGCCACACUCAUCGCCGGGGCUGCCGUUCUCUUAAAGUCAAGGAACAACACCAAGUCUUCUGAAUCGGCUCGUUCUCCUCGUCAAAGGAGGCGGGCGGACUCUUGUCACAAAUGCGGUACCCCGUUCAAAGCUGGUCAAGGCAACGCUUUGUUGGGCCACGAAAGUGAUGGAAGAAACGUAGUAGACGACGGACGAGGUACGCAUAUCACGAUCCUCACCCCUUCUUCGGAGGCUGACACUGUCGAAGUUAUGGCACAGGAAAGUCCUCCUCGAGACGCUAGGCCUCUUGGUAGACCCGGCACUCCCCAUCCUAAACGCCAGUAUUCGGAGGACGCUGCCGAUGAUGAUGAAGACGACGAUGAGGAUGACACUAUCACAACAUUGACUCCUCCUCCCGUUCCACGCACAGUUGUCGCGUCCGAGAACAUUGUCAGCCAUCCUAGCUCGUCGGGUAGGCGCUGGGGUGCCGCCCUCACCGCCCUCUUCUCGGGUCUCGUCGUCUUCGGUCGUUCGGCCGCCAAACACCAACGCGACCAACGCACUCGAUCCUCUACCUCUAGCCCUACAUCAAGAAAUUCCAAACCUAAAAAGCCCGAACCGGAACAGCCCAAGGAACCCAAGCCCGAGGUCUUCCCGGAGGGCAUCCCGUUUACUCUCCACGAAAAAGUCACACCCGACAUCAAAUGCAACUUCAACAUCCUCGACAUCCUGCGCGAGUCCGCCGCGCUCACAGGCACCUACGGCGUCGACCUCCCUGCGCCUCCGCCGUCUUUCGUCUCUCCAGCCCCUCUCCCUUCCCAGCCUCUUUGCCCUCCAGCCCCUCCUCCUCCUACCUUCGCAACAACCCCCAUGAUCUCUUCCCCACCCCCAGCCGCCGUCUCCGUCUCUGCACCGCUCACGUUCCUAGCUCCUGGCUUUGGUGGAGGACUCGAUUGGGUGGCAUGCUAUCUGCAUCUCCUAUGUGGUCUGGUCUGCUUUAUGGUGCUCUCGUUCUUCCCCCUGCCGGAAAGGAUGACGGGUGAGACGGUUGCGUUACAGGUGGAGGAGGCUGAUGCGAGGCAGCUGGCAGCUGAGAAAGAGGAAAAGGAAAAGGAGGAGCAGGAGAGAGAGCAGGAGGAGAGAGAGGAAGAGGAGGCGGAGGAGGAGGAAGAGGAAGAGGAAGAGGAAGAGGAGAACGCCAAGGGAAAUCCCGAGCCAACGAUCGUCGGCGAUACCUCGGACUCUUUCGUUGCGCCACAAUCCCCUUCUCCGGCUUCCUCUUCUAGCGCCAAGGCCAUCAUACAACCCCUGCAGUUCCGACCCCACCAACCCCUACCCGCACCCGCCUCCGCCUCCACCUCCGAAUCGCUCAUAGACACCAAACCCACAACCCCAUGCAUCCCCUCCAACCCAUCCCACGAGCCCACCGCCGACGCCAAGCACAAACUCAAGCUCAAGACGCCGACGAACCUGAGCAUCGAAGAGCCCUUGUUCGAGACGCCCGCUGAGACGUUCUGCACGUCGGACCCGGAGCGCGCGUCAUCCUCUUCCGACGAUAGCGAGGGGACUCCCAGGACUGUUGUGCCUGGUGGUGCGGAGGGUGGUGCGAAGGGCGAUUUGGCGGUGAAGGCGAAGGAAGUGAAGUCGAAGGUGGGGGACGAAGUUAACGAAGUGAAAGAGGAGGUGGUGGUCGUCCACGAGGUGCAUGCAAAGACGGAGAAGCAGGGGAAGGGGAAGGAGAAAGAAAAGCCGAAGCAUCUGGUCGAGUCACCAAUGGAGCUGAUCGUGGACGCGUCGUACAACAUGUCCGACUACCUCCCUCCACUCUCCACCGAGAGUCUUGUCGAAGUGCUGGAAGUCGUAUCGGAGGAACAGGCAAACGUACCUGUCCUCCCACCUGCCGUCGAGAAAGUCGACGAAUGCAAGCCCGAAAUAGAGGAACCAUUCGAAUUCCUACCCGUUCCUCGCAGGGAAAGAAAGAGCCCUACUCUAGAGAUUAUCUACGAGUGGGCGUGCGACUUGGAGCUGGGAGUCUACAUCGACGUCCCCUCCGAAGAAUUCAAAUCGUUUGAGACUAUAUCGCUCACAAACGACAACCUCAACCCCCGCUACAUCUUCGACCUGGGCAUCCCGCCCGAGAUCAAGGCGAAGUUUCCUACCACUCUCACUGGGGACGAGAAGCCGAAGGAGUGGUAUACAACUAUUAGUGGGACGCCGAGGUUGCUCGAGAGCUCGACGCCUAAGCGCCCACGGACCGCGUUGUCUACGAAGAUCGCCCGCCCAACCACGACUGCAGGCGAGACGAAGACGAGCUCUGUAGCUCCUACGGCUCCGAGUGCCAGUGCUGGUAUUAGUGCCCCCACCCGCAUCCCAAAGACAGCCGCUGAGCGCAAAGCCUCCGUAGACCGCAUGCUAGAAGAGCGUGCUCGUGCUCGUGCUGCCCAGGCUGCUACCCAACCGGUGCAAAACGAUGCCAACACCAGAGCCGACAGCGCUACGACGACCGGCGCUCGCGCUCGUACUCGGCUUGUGCCCUCCUCCGCCUCAAUCCCUCCUGCGCGAAGGACGCUGACACCCGCCGAGCGCAAGGAGUGGGACGCGACACUGCUCAGGGCGUCGAGGAAGGGCAAAAGGAAUGAAAAGGCGGAAGAGGGGGAGACGACACCCAAGGCGUGCACAUCGGCCGCCAUUCCCGCUGACAAGGCCAGAGACGAUGACGGGACUCCCAUACAGCGCGCUCAAAUGAGUGUGAGCGCGAACCCUGUUGUGCGUACCAGCGCUGAGAGACGGGCAGCUGUCGACAAGCGUCUGGCGGAGCGGCGUGCGCUCAAAGCUGCUGAAGCUGCGACCUCCACUGGGCCGUCGUUGUCCGCACCGACCACAUCUGCUGCGUCUGCCAUGUCGUCUUCGUCUGCGCCACGCCGGUCCGCUCAACCCUCCUCGCCUACCACAGCUUCGUCUGCUUGGCCCAGCGACCGCGAACGCCGAGGAUUGACCACAUCCUUCUGGGCUCCAACCUCCGCGCCAUCUUCAUCUGCCCCACUCAGCUCGGCGCCAUCCUCCUGUAUCCCCGCUACGGUUGCCGAGCGUGCCGCUGCCAGGCGGCUUCACAGGGAGACGCUGCUGUAUCUUCCACCCGAGCUUCGAGUGCCCUCCAACGCAGAACGCACGAGGCAGGCCGAGGAGGCUCGCGCUAGAGAGUCGCAGCAGCAACCUCCCGUCCAAGAGGUGCAACGAGAUAUCGAGCAAAUGGAACGCGACGCGGAACGACAGCGUAUGCUUCGUUCCCAGCUUCCCAAGAUGAGCGAUGUGAAAGAGGCUCUGGAUGGUGCCGCAUCUGUCUAUGCACGCCGGGAGAGGGAGCGUCAGCGGCUUGCCAAGCUUGCUGAGGAUGGCGCGAAAGAGGCACGGGAGAGAGAGCACAGACUUCGCUCUCAGCGCGCAGAGGGCGCGAGCGCUAAAGAGCAGCGCCGAGGCACCGAAGAGCUCAAGGUGGACCAAGCGAGAGCGGCACGGGAACGGGAGCAUCGGCCCCACAGUUCGCAGCGUGCCUCGGGUUCGACCACGACAGCCACGGCGACGACAACAACUACAACUACAAGGACGUAUACACCGGCCACAACAACAAGAGCGUCGCCCAACUGUCCAUCGACAUCAGCCAAACGGGUUGACUCGACCCCAAUGCCCAAGGUGGAAGACGACCUAUUCUCUGAGAGUGGGACCCCGGCGGGCGUACCUAUGCGGCCGUUCACGAUCAAGCCGCCUCCUCGUGCUAGGUGGCUGCCUCGCGGGCUCGUUUGA
Messenger RNA from Cyclocybe aegerita, 4323 nucleotides. The record is from the annotation of a GenBank genome assembly. Lineage: Eukaryota; Fungi; Basidiomycota; Agaricomycetes; Agaricales; Hemipholiotaceae.